UGUCCAAACAGUCUGGCAAUGUUGUUCAGCACUGAUGACGUUUUUUCACGCAUUGUAUUUUUUUAAGCAUAUUUGAUGUGGAAAAUUUAAACAAUUGCAAUAUGCAAAAACAUAUAACAAUCAAAUAACACACAGUGGGUGCCGACCAGUGUAGCAAUCGAGCUAAGCAACACAACCCAACAUACAGCAACAAAACACACGCCCUGUUUGUUGUGGUUCCGUUGUCGUCGUUUUGCAGCAGCGCGAAAGUGACCAUCACACCAUUGACAAUCGCUAUCCACAAACGCCGUCGCCGUCUCACCACUUCACCAAGACUGUAAUUAGUAAAAGAGGAAGACAUCAACGAGAACAGCAACAACAAAACAAAAGUAUAGAACGACCUUGGAGUUGCAUACAAUAUGCAAAGUAACUCCACGAAAACUAAGGAAAUGUUUAUUGUGCGUGCUUUAGAAAAAAUCCUUGCCGAUAAGGACAUACGGCGUUCACAUCACUCGCAGCUGAAAAAGUCCUGCGACACAGCGCUUGAACAGAUCAAAGCAGAGCUCAUCCAAGCCGGCCAAAUCGCCGAGGGCAAUGAGCUGCCCUGCGCAGCGCUACCGUUGCCCAAAAAUGAUGCUGCGAGCAUCAUCAAUGCAGAAACCUAUUUUCUACCCUUCGAACUCGCCUGUAAGAGUCGCUCACCGCGCAUUGUGGUCACCGCUUUGGAUUGCCUGCAGAAACUCAUUGCUUAUGGACAUUUGACGGGUGCCAUUCAAGACUCGGCGAAUCCAGGACAUUUGCUGAUCGAUCGCAUUGUUAUUACCAUCUAUGGCUGCUUCAAUGGCCCCCAGACGGACGAGGGAGUUCAACUGCAGAUCAUCAAGGCACUGCUUACGGUCGUGACGUCACAGCAUGUUGAAAUCCAUGAGUUUACCCUGCUGCAGGCAGUGCGCACCUGCUAUGACAUAUAUUUGUCUAGCCGUAAUCUGGUGAAUCAAACGACAGCACGAGCGACGCUCACCCAAAUGUUGAAUGUGAUCUUUGCGCGCAUGGAGAAUCAAGUAUACGAGGUGGCAGCAACACCAACUCCCACAACGGUGGCGGCAUUAAAUGGUGGCAUCAACAGUCCGGACAACACGGAGGAUAUGCCGGCAGUGACGACCGAAGGAGCGGACAGUGAUGAAGCAAUUGCCUCUGAGCUACUGGCUGAGAUAAUAACAGCUGCUUUCAAUGAGGCCAUGAAAGAGCAGAGUACGGCUGAGGAACUAGCCGAGGUGGAGCCCACUGUGAAUGGCAAUGGCUCGGUGGAUUCCUCGCAUUCGGAUCACGACAGCGUGGAGCUCCAUAGCGAGAAUGAUGCCAUAGUAACGGCUAAAUUUACACACAUCCUGCAAAAAGACGCCUUCUUGGUGUUCCGCGCCUUGUGCAAGCUAUCCAUGAAGCCGUUGCCCGAAGGUCAGCCGGAUCCUAAGUCGCAUGAGCUGCGAUCGAAAGUGUUGUCACUGCAUCUAUUGCUGCUUAUACUGCAGAAUGCUGGGCCUGUCUUCCGUUCCAACGAGAUGUUCAUCAUGGCCAUCAAGCAAUACCUAUGUGUGGCACUGUCCAACAAUGGCGUUAGUCUGGUGGCCGAAGUUUUUGAGUUGUCGCUUUCUAUAUUUGUGGCACUCCUGUCAAACUUUAAGGUUCAUCUGAAGCGCCAGAUUGAGGUCUUCUUCAAGGAAAUCUUUCUUAAUAUUCUGGAGGCCAGCUCUAGUUCAUUCGAGCACAAAUGGAUGGUCAUACAGGCUCUGACACGCAUUUGCGCCGAUGCCCAGUCUGUGGUGGACAUUUAUGUGAAUUACGAUUGCGAUUUUUCUGCUGCUAACUUAUUCGAGCGGCUGGUCAAUGAUUUAUCCAAAAUUGCCCAGGGACGACAAGCACUGGAACUCGGUGCCAAUCCUAUGCAGGAGAAAUCAAUGCGUAUACGUGGCUUGGAAUGUCUCGUCUCCAUAUUAAAGUGUAUGGUCGAAUGGAGCAAGGAUCUGUACGUGAAUCCCAAUAUGCCAGCGCCUGCUUUGCAAGUGCAAGCCCUGCAGUCACCGACACAGGACUCGCAGGUCACUGACAAUGUGGACUCGCUAUCUGCGCAUAAUUCGAGCCUGCGCUCAACUCACGGUGGCUCGAGUCACAGCCUCAACUCUUAUGGUAGCGCCAAGAAUCAAGAGCUGUUGGAUUUACCCGAGGCACUCGAAGAACGCAAGAUGCGCAAAGAGGUGAUGGAAACGGGCAUUGAGCUGUUCAAUCGCAAGCCACAGAAGGGUGUGCAAUUUUUGCAGGAGAAACAGCUGCUGGGCAGCACUUGUCAAGAUAUCGCGCGUUGGCUGCAUGAAGAUGAGCGCCUCGACAAAACCGUCAUUGGCAACUAUCUGGGCGAGAACGAUGAUCACUCAAAGGAGGUAAUGUGCGCCUACAUUGAUGCCUUUGACUUUCGGCAACUGGAGGUGGUGGCCGCAUUGCGCAUUCUGCUCGAGGAAUUUCGAUUGCCCGGCGAGGCGCAAAAGAUUGAUCGGCUAAUGGAGAAAUUUGCGAGCAGAUACUGCGAAUGUAAUCCACAGAAUCAGUUAUUCCAAAUGGCUGAUACUGUUUAUGUGCUCGCCUUUAGCAUCAUUAUGUUGACAACGGAUCUGCAUUCGCCGCAGGUAAAGCAUAAAAUGACCAAGGAGCAAUACAUCAAAAUGAAUCGCGGCAUUGGCGAUAGCAAGGACGAUCUGCCCGAGGAAUACUUAUCAUCCAUUUAUGAUGAAAUCGCCGAGCAUGAAAUCAAAAUGAAGAACAAUACUACAAUGCUAAUGGCACCAAAGCCAGUUGGCAAACAGCCCUUCAUAACGGAGAAGCGACGCAAGCUGCUUUGGAAUAUGGAAAUGGAGGUGAUCUCGCUGACGGCCACCAAUCUAAUGCAGUCGGUUUCACAUGUCAAAUCGCCAUUCACAUCAGCUAAGCACUUGGAACAUGUACGACCCAUGUUCAAAAUGGCAUGGACACCGUUUCUGGCUGCCUUCUCUGUAGGUCUUCAAGACUGCGACGAUCCAGAGAUUGCAACGCUUUGCUUGGACGGCAUACGUUGCGCCAUACGCAUCGCCUGCAUCUUUCACAUGUCGCUGGAGCGAGAUGCUUACGUGCAGGCUUUGGCGCGUUUCACCUUAUUGAACGCCAACUCGCCCAUCAAUGAGAUGAAGGCCAAGAACAUUGACACCAUCAAGACGCUGAUUAUGGUCGCCCAUACGGAUGGCAAUUACUUGGGCAGCAGCUGGCUGGACAUUGUCAAAUGCAUCAGCCAAUUGGAGCUGGCACAGUUGAUUGGCACUGGAGUGCGGCCGCAGUUUCUAUCAGGAGCACAGACCACGCUCAAGGAUACACUUAAUCCCAGCGUCAAGGAGCACAUUGGCGAGACAAGCAGCCAGAGCGUUGUGGUGGCCGUGGAUCGCAUCUUUACCGGCUCCAUGCGUCUCGAUGGCGAUGCCAUUGUGGACUUUGUAAAGGCAUUAUGCCAAGUAUCAGUGGAUGAGCUCCAGCAGACCCAACCACGUAUGUUCUCUCUGCAGAAGAUCGUCGAGAUUAGUUACUACAACAUGGAGCGUAUUCGAUUGCAAUGGUCCCGCAUCUGGCAAGUGCUUGGCGAGCAUUUUAAUACGGUUGGCUGUAAUAGCAACGAGGAGAUUGCAUUCUUUGCGCUGGAUUCAUUGCGUCAGCUUUCGAUGAAGUUUAUGGAGAAGGGUGAAUUCAGCAACUUUCGUUUUCAAAAGGAUUUCUUGCGUCCCUUUGAGCACAUCAUGAAGAAGAAUAACUCGCCGGCAAUACGCGACAUGGUGGUGCGUUGCAUUGCUCAGAUGGUCAACUCCCAGGCGCACAACAUUCGUUCCGGUUGGAAGAACAUUUUUUCCAUCUUCCAUCUGGCUGCUGGUGACCACGAGGAGCCAAUUGUUGAGUUGGCGUUCCAGACAACCGGCAAAAUCAUUGGCGAUCUCUAUCGGCGACAGUUUGCCGUCAUGGUAGACUCUUUUCAGGAUGCCGUUAAGUGUCUGUCGGAGUUUGCGUGCAAUGCCCGCUUUCCGGACACUAGCAUGGAGGCUAUACGACUUGUGCGCAAUUGCGCCCAAUGUGUUCACGAUGCUCCGCAAUUGUUUGCCGAGCAUGCGGGCAUGGAGAACGAUGCUUCUGUGGCCGAGGAGGAUCGUGUUUGGGUUCGCGGCUGGUUCCCAAUGCUCUUCUCUCUCUCCUGCGUGGUCAAUCGCUGCAAGCUGGAUGUGCGCACGCGCGGUCUCACUGUGUUGUUUGAGAUUGUUAAGACGCACGGCGAUAGCUUUAAGCCCAACUGGUGGAAGGAUCUGUUCAAUGUGAUUUUCCGCAUCUUUGACAACAUGAAGCUGCCUGAGCAUGUGACCGAGAAAUCUGAAUGGAUGACUACGACUUGCAAUCAUGCACUGUAUGCCAUCAUUGAUGUGUUCACGCAAUACUUUGAUGUGCUUGGUCAUUUGCUGCUCGAGGAGCUGUUCGCUCAGCUGCACUGGUGUGUCCAGCAGAACAAUGAACAACUCGCACGCUCCGGCACCAAUUGCCUUGAGAAUCUGGUCAUUUCGAAUGGCUUCAAGUUCAAUGAGGUCACCUGGGACAAAACAUGUCAGUGCAUAUUGGACAUUUUCAAUGCAACGCUGCCCAAGGAGCUGCUCCACUGGCGUCCCACAAAGGGCAACGAACAGCUUCAGCAGCAACAGCAGCCUCGACGCGCCUCAACCACUCCACAUUCCAAUAACAGUGCACAGGAGCCUCCAGUUAUGGCACUGGCACACAAUCACUUUGAGGCGUUGCACAUCAAAUGUGUGGUGCAGUUGGAGCUGAUACAGACGAUGGACAACAUUGUGUUCUUCCCAGCGACAUCGCGCAAGGAGGAUGCCGAGACAUUGGCUCAGGCUGCAGCCGAUCUCAGUGGUAGUCGUGGUGGUUCGACGCAAUCGCAGCAAUUGCAGCUGGAUUGCCAGCGUGAGGAGCAGGGCAUGUAUGGAUAUUUGCGCACUCGACAACUGUUCACACUCGCUGAGUGUCUGAUGCAAUCGCAUCGUUUUGCUAAACGCUUCAACGCCGAUCAGGAUCAGCGCAAUCUACUGUGGCGUGCCGGCUUCAAGGGUUCGGUAAAACCCAAUCUGCUCAAGCAGGAGACCGCAUCGUUGGCCUGUGUGCUGCGCAUCUUUUUCAAAAUGUACGGCGACGAGAAUCGUCGCAGUGACUGGCCGGGCAUCGAGCAGGAGUUGGUGCAGGUAUGCAAAGAGGCGCUGGGCUAUUAUCUGAGUCUGCAGAGCGAGGCGCAUCGCGAUGCCUGGACAUCGCUACUGUUACUUAUCUUGACGCGGUUGUUGAAGAUGUCUGACGACCGGUUUGCCACACAUGUCUCGAACUAUUACAGCCUGCUCUGCGACAUGAUGUGCUUUGACCUGAAGCCCGAACUGAGAAGUGUCCUUAGACGCGUGUUUAUGCGCAUCGGUCCAGUAUUCAAUAUAAUGAACGUCAGUGUGAAUAUGAAAUAGUCAAGGCGCUCCACUUACCAGUCACGCCCCGUUUGAUGACCCCGCCUCCGUUAACGUUAAUGUUACCGUUACGAUCGAUCAUCUGCCCCCGUUCCCACACACGUACAUCUCCAAUUAGCACCGUUUUAGUUACGUAUAUAUACUCCGAUGUACAUGCAUAUAGUAUAUAUCUUGGCUUUAUUGUUAUCUUGCUUUUCCCAUUGGCCUCCGAAAGCAGAGUUUAUAUUUUUAUUAUAUAUUUAUAUAUACAUAUACAUACAUAUGCAAUUGUAAUGUUUAUAGGUUAAACAAAGUGUUGUUGUUUUAUAUAAUGUUUACGCACACGCACGCAUCGUUGCACCCACACUAAAUGUGUGUGUGUGUGUGUGUGCGUACGCGUGAAAGGCUUUAAUAUGUGAGUAUUUGUGAGUGUGAGUGUCACCUGUAUGAUCUAUAUUUUUUUCGGUUUUUCGUUCUGAAUUUGGCAAAAGAAAAUAAUAAAAAUGAAAAUUAUUGGUGUAA
Molecule: messenger RNA, 6038 nt
Organism: Drosophila sulfurigaster albostrigata
Lineage: Eukaryota; Metazoa; Arthropoda; Insecta; Diptera; Drosophilidae
Gene: Sec71
Product: brefeldin A-inhibited guanine nucleotide-exchange protein 1
Exons: 5
Coding region: 399-5537 (1712 amino acids)
Biological process (GO): regulation of ARF protein signal transduction
Molecular function (GO): guanyl-nucleotide exchange factor activity
Source: RefSeq, a predicted model, not a curated record